UUUUUAUCAAAGAUAUCACUGUGAAUAUAACGCCGGUCAAUUUGGCAAUUUAAUUUAUUGAUAUCGUGAAUAUACUCUGUAUUCUGCAAAAUGGCUUACUUGGGCAAGGAAUACAAAUUCGUAAAGGAAGAUAACUUUGACGGCUUCCUCAAAGCAAUCGGCGUUAAAGACGAAGACAUAGCCAAGUUGGCUCACUAUAAGCCAGCAACAAAGCUGACCAAGGAUGGUGACUAUUACGUAUUCACCUUCACGGAUCCUCUCAAGACCAAGGAGGUGAAGUUCAAGUCUGGCGUGGAACAGGAUGAAGAAAUCAGGGAUGGGUCUAAGGUUAAGACUACAUAUACCGUGGACGGGAACGUAAUAACACAGGUGCUCAAGCGCGACGAUAAGUCGGCCACUUUUAAGAGGGAGUUUGAUGGUGACAACCUUACAGUGACAAUUACCGCCAGCCAAUGGGAUGGCGUCGCUCACAGAUACUACAAAGCCUAACCAACUCAGAAGAAAAUUGUUAUAUUUAUAUUAUUGUUAAAUAAAUUUCGUUUGUACAGUAA
Messenger RNA from Plodia interpunctella (Indianmeal moth), 551 nucleotides. RefSeq names its product fatty acid-binding protein 1-like. Gene Ontology annotation, molecular function: fatty acid binding. Bases 91 to 489 code for a protein of 132 amino acids. Gene Ontology annotation, cellular component: cytosol; nucleus. Gene Ontology annotation, biological process: fatty acid transport. The record is from RefSeq and is a predicted model, not a curated record. Lineage: Eukaryota; Metazoa; Arthropoda; Insecta; Lepidoptera; Pyralidae. The transcript is spliced from 4 exons.